Molecule: messenger RNA, 1047 nt
Organism: Seminavis robusta
Lineage: Eukaryota; Bacillariophyta; Bacillariophyceae; Naviculales; Naviculaceae
Source: the annotation of a GenBank genome assembly
AUGAAGUGGAUCCAAGCCGUCGUGUGGUUCUCGUCAUUGGUAUCUUUGACCGAGGCAGCCCAGGGUGGCUUGCGUCAACUGCUUUCUGGUAACACCUGUGUCUGCUGGGAUGACUUGGAUCAGGUGGCAGCCGCGGAUUUCUUCGACUGGAAGUACAGAACGAAUAGCGCUUGGAAUAUUGACGAAGUUUUCAAUAGCCAAAGCCGGAGUUACUAUCUGGUUCAGCAUUUGAAUCCUUAUGAGGAUGUACCUCACUACAAUUGGGGCUAUUGCACUGUCUACCGUCACGGACAAAGCGUUCAUAGCAAGAAGAGGUUGUCUCGGGAAGAAUUCCGUGGUUGUCGCACGAACAUGCAUCAGGAAGUGGAUCGACUCUGUGCGGACCCAAAUCUCAAUUCGUCUGGAAAGUAUAUCGAAGGUUGUGAUACAACCCGGGUACCAACCCCUGCUCCACACCCCACACCCGCUCCCACCGACGAGCCAUCCGCCAGCCCGAGCCUCAGUCAGGCGCCUUCCAUUAGUCCCUCCAAGGCUCCCACCAUCACCCCGACCGUCAGCGCGGCUCCUACGACAUUGAAUGGGUGUAAAGGUGGGCUCGCUGCCGUUGAGAUUCAUCUUUCCUUGAGCGAUUCCGCUAGCCAAAAUCAAUGGGCAAUCUACAGGAUUGGGCAAGCGGGAGACAACCGUGUGCACAAGCAGCUCAGUUAUAAAGAAGCCCCCAAGGGAAUGUUCUACACGAAACUGGAGGAGUUUUGCCUCGACGAUUCGUAUAACUAUGUGUUCAAAAUUUUCAAUUAUUGGGGGCAAUUUGAAUACGACGACGACGACGACGACGACAGCACCGACGACUUCUUCCCUUACGCCGGCGGCAUGGAUGGUGGAACCUACGAAGUUGUUGUCAACGGUGUCGUCGUCAGGCCAUCCGCAGACUUUGACGACCCAAACAAAAAGGAAGAUUCGGUCUGCUUGAACCUCCAAAAUGUGACGGAUACAUCGGUUUGCGAUGGGGUUGAGUUCGAACAAGGCUAUGAAGACGUCGACCGUUAA